Oncorhynchus keta (chum salmon) is the source of this 4120-nucleotide messenger RNA. RefSeq names its product ubiquitin specific peptidase 1 (gene usp1). Gene Ontology annotation, biological process: protein deubiquitination. Gene Ontology annotation, molecular function: cysteine-type endopeptidase activity; cysteine-type deubiquitinase activity. The record is from RefSeq and is a predicted model, not a curated record. The transcript is spliced from 9 exons. Bases 488 to 3001 code for a protein of 837 amino acids. Gene Ontology annotation, cellular component: nucleus; cytosol. Lineage: Eukaryota; Metazoa; Chordata; Actinopteri; Salmoniformes; Salmonidae.
ACUAAUGUAGCAGAUUAUAAUAUGUUGGUUAAGAUUACAAAAAUGGUUAGCGUUAGCUAAAAUGCACACACAAAAAUAAAACUUUUGACAAAAGCUGGAUCCCUUCUAGUCAUGGCCGUGUUUCUCCCACGGUGACAUGUCUCAAAAAAUGCCAGUUGCAAUUACUUCGUUUUCACUUUCUAAAAUUUUAAUCAGCGAUUGUAGUUUUUGUUUUUAAUUAAUAAUGAGUUUUUCUAACAUUAUUGUAUUUUUUUUAUUAUUAUAAUUGAUGUUAAUGGAGUCGUGCAGGCGCGGGUGCAGCUGGGGUCUUACGGUUGGAAAAAGCGCCAAGUCCUGCGCACAUCGCGUGGUUUAUCAAAUGGUUAUACAAAUAUACUAUGUAAUUGAAUAAGUUAUCGCAGAAAUCGAAAAUAAAGUACAUCAUGACUCAGUAAGUGUGGAGCGCUGUUGUGUUGGCUGUAUCAUCAAAUACUAAAUACGGUCGAAGAUGCCCGGCCUACAGGGCGAUGCCGCGGCUCUCGGGAGCCCCAUCAAAAAGAGCAAACUCUCCCUCAAGUUUUUCCAGAAGAAGGAGACGAAGCGAGCCUUGGACUUCUCCGAACCUCAAGUAGAGGAACCAAAACCAGUCAGAGUUGAACCUGAGGAGCCUUCAAGCUGUGACCAGGUUGUGCCAAUCCCACUGCCUGGACCUGCCCCGUGUCCAACCUCUCCCAUCUGCCCAAGUGACAAGGGAGAGGAGACGCUGGUGCCCUUUGUUGGGCUCAAUAACCUGGGAAACACCUGUUACCUGAACAGCAUUCUACAGGUAUUGUACUACUGUCCUGGGCUCAGAGAUGGCAUCAAGAACCUCUACAGUUUGUCCAAAACAAGGGACAAGCAAAAGGAAGAGGCUGCUAAUAGUGAUGAGCACACAGAGGGUCCAGAGGAGGCGGUGCCAGUACACAUGGAACUGCUGGGUAGUUUCCACAGUCUGAUCACCUCGGUAGAGCAGCUCCAGUCCAGCUACCUGCACAACCCUGACAAGUACAGUGAUGGGGAGCUGGCCACACCUCCACGCAAGCUACUAAACACACUCAGACAGCUGAAUCCCAUGUACGAAGGCUACCUACAGCACGAUGCCCAGGAGGUGCUGCAGUGCAUCCUGGGAUACAUCCAGGAGGCCUCUGAGACCAUCAGGAAGGAACAGGAGGACCAGGACGAUAUCAUAGAGGUCAAGCCAGGCAGUUCUGCCUCUGUGGGCACCAACGGGGCUUCAACAGAAGAGCAGGCCCAAACUUCAGAAAAAUCACUUGAUGAUGAUGAUGGCCAAACCAGUGGUAAGAGGAAGAGCGAUACAGAGGCAGGCAAUGCCAAGAAGAAGCCAAAAUCUGUCAAGUCCAAGAAUGCUGCUGCUGUUGCAGCCAACGAUGGCAAACCCCUCACUCGCUCCAAGAGAAAGUCUACUGGUGGCAUCACUGUAGCGCCAAAAGACAAAGCUGAAGAAGAGGGGGAGAAAAAGCAGGAAGAAGAGGGAGAGGAGGAAAGUAAUGUGGAGGGGAAAGGAGAGGUAGAGGUGGCCCCUAAAGAAGUGGAGGUUAAGGGGAAGAAGAGACCCAAGUUGUGCUGGCCGAGGCACUCGGGGAAGCAGCCCAGUAUCUUCUCUAAGUUCAUGAGUAUGGGACGGAUCAGCUGCCACACAGGAGGGAAGACCGAGACAGUCAAACCUGACCAGGAGGAGACGGGUCCUAGCCAACCUCAGGAGAAUGAUGAUGGGGAACACGGGAGGAACCCUCAGGAGAAGGUAACAGAAGUGCCCGAGGAGGAGAAAGCUAAAAGUGAAGAGUGCCUGGGUGUGGACAUGAUGGAGCAUCUGUUCCAGGGCUGUCUGGUGUUGAGGACGCGUUGUCUGGAGUGUGAGUGUUACACCGAGAGGAGAGAAGACUUCCAGGACAUCAGUGUCCCAGUGCAGGAGGAAGAACCCUGCAGCCCAGACAGCAGCUCAGAGGUCUCCCCUGAUCCCAAACCGGUGCUGAAGACUCUGACGUGGGCCAUCUCCCAGUUUGCCUCAGUGGAGAGGAUUGUAGGGGAGGACAAGUACUUCUGUGAGACCUGCCACCACUACACAGAGGCUGAGAGGAGUCUCCUGUUUGAUAAAACCCCAGAGGUCGUCACUAUCCAUCUCAAGUGUUUCUCAGCCAACGGGUUAGAGAUGGACCCGUACGGCGGCCUCUCAAAGGUGAACACCCCUCUACAGACCCCACUGAAGCUCUCUCUGGAGGAGUGGUGCACGUACCCCUCAGCCACUGCCACCGGAGGGCAGCACUACCAGCUGUUUGCUGUGGUCAUGCACAGCGGGGUCACCAUCUCCAGCGGACACUACACCACUUACAUCAGGAUGAUGGACCUUAAGGACACCAAGGUCCGCCUGCCCGAGGGGGAUGAGAAGCAGGGAGAAGAGGACUGUGGCGGGAAAGUGCCGGGUCCGGAACCCAAAGAAGAGGUGCUGUAUUAUGACGAUGGGGAAGUGUCCUUCAGUCUCCGUGGUAAAGCAGGACAGAGUGGUUCUGUGAAUGCUAAUUCCACCAACACCAGUAAGAUGGGCUCCAAGAAGGCUUCAGACGGGGUAGGACUUCUGGGGGGUCAGAGGAGCCUGUCCAGCUAUGACCUAGGGGGCAACAAGCAGACAACCAACCCAGACAAAGCUGCCUGUACUGGGGUAGAGAGCAACACCACCAGAUCAUCCAGACGGACCUCCAGUGCCCCGGGACACAGUGGUAGUGGAGGGGUUAAGAAGGAGCCUGGGGAGGGUGAGGGGCGCGAGGAGGCCUCUGUGGCUGGGUGUGAGGGGUUUGGGGUGGCUACGGAGCAGGCCCUAAGCAGCCUGCUGCAGUAUGAAGGGAAGUGGAUGCUGUUUGACGACUCUGAGGUGCGUCUCUUUGAGGAGGAGGACUUUCUGAGAGCCUGUUCUCCAGAAACCUGCUCCACAUCUACCCCAUAUCUUCUGUUCUAUAGGAGGGUCUGAAACUUCUCUGUUUGUGGGUGAAUGAAGUAUUUUCUCAGAUGUCAUAGGGAAAUGUCGAGAGCAUUGGAAAAGAUCUCCUGAGGUUUUGAGAACGAGUCAACUUGAGAUUCAGCCUGGUUGGCUUGCUGGGUUUGAUACUCCUGUCACUGAUGUUUAUAACCUGUAUAUGUCCUUUUUAAAAUGUUUUACUAUUCAGUUUAUCCUCUUUUUUGUGUGCUGGUAAUAUAACAUUAGCAGUCUACAAAAAUGCACCUUCGCACUUAUGACAUCAAGCAACCUGCCCUUUGAUUUUCCUGCCCUCGUGUUGGAAGUGGUCUGAAUGGAAAGUACAAGGUUUCUCCCUGGCACCUUUUUUUUUUUCAGAUUAUUUUUUUAUAAAGAGCACAUUUUUAUUCUUGUACAUCUUUAUCCUGUUCUGGCUUCAUGCCUUCUGUCUGUUGAUUAAUGUUCAUACUGUUGGUCUGUCAGAAAUAAGAGGAUUAGUUUUGGCCAUAAUGUUUAAGUUCAGUUAGAUUCAGGCACUGGCCGUCUGGUUCUUGGUGGAAGAACUUUUGCACGUGAAAACUAAAUUACUUCUCUUGGUUGGUCAUUUUGUACAAGGUUUUAUAAGUGAAUUAAAGCAGCGAUGAAAUACCUAGCCAAUAAGAUAGACGAUCACUUUACAAAAUGCUAGUACAACAAUGCAUAGCUGUUAGUCUCAGAUUUGAUAUGUAUAGAGGGGCAAGUGGACUGUUUUGUCUUCAGGGAUUGUCUACCCUAGGGCUCUAUUCAAUCCGUAUUGCAGAAGUUCAGCUUUAAAUUUAACGCCAAUGUUCCUGCUUUAGUGGAAACUGCAUUCACGGUAGACUGCGGAUAUCUGCUCAAUGGGGAAAUGACCUUUAAAUGUAUAUCGCGGAAUCUAAUGUUUCAGCUUUACAGAUUGAAUAGAGCCCCUAGUCUUGGCUUUUUCCUCGGUUGGUUUUCUCCUGAAGUUGUCCAGUUCUGUUCAAUGGCAGUACUUCAUUCCAGUGAAAAAGGUCUGUGGCCAAACUGUCUGACUUACUGGCCCUAUGAAAGAGCAUACCUAGAAUGAUAAAGUACUACACAAGCAAUAAAGUUUGAACUUUCAUGUAAAACGGA